AUGAAGUUUCUUCUGUUGAUACUGGUCCUGCAGGUCACUGCUCCUGGAGCUGUUUCUUUGGCAACAUCUAAGGAAAACAAUGUGACAUAUGCGCAAAGUUUCUUGAAAACCUUUUAUGCCAUGAAGGAGGAGAACAUUUUAAGGACAAAAUUGAAAGCUGGUGAUGACAACAUGGAGAAUAAAAUUAAGGAAAUGCAACAGUUCUUGGGACUAAAUGUGACGGGGCAACUGGACAAAUCUACCAUGGACAUGAUGCACAGACCUCGAUGUGGAAUACCUGAUGUUCAAAUUUUCAAGUCAAUGCCAAGAAAGCCAGUAUGGAAGAAACAUUUUCUUACCUACAGAAUCACUAAUUAUACUCCUGACAUGAAGCGUGAGGAUGUUGACUAUACCAUCCACAAAGCUUUUCAAGUAUGGAGCGAUGUGACCCCCCUGAAAUUCAGAAAGAUUAAUGCAGGAGAGGCUGACAUUAUGAUACGUUUUGCAUUUGGAGCUCAUGGAGACCGUAAUCCUUUUGAUGGCAGAGGUGGAGUUGUAGCUCAUGCUUUUGGACCUGGACCUGGUAUUGGAGGGGAUGCACAUUUUGAUGAGGCUGAAAUGUGGACUAAAGGCUACCAAGGCACCAACUUGUUCCUAGUUGCUAUUCAUGAGGUUGGCCAUGCCUUGGGUCUUCCCCAUUCCAAAAAUCCAAAGGCCAUCAUGUACCCCACCUAUAGUUAUGUUAACCUCAACUCAUUUCGCCUUUCUGCUGAUGAUAUUCAUAACAUUCAGUCUCUCUAUGGAGUUCCAGAAAAGCACCAACCCACACCGAAUGCUGGCAUUACAGAAUCCCCUUUCUGUGAUCCUUAUUUGCGUUUUGAUGCUGUCACUACAAUGGGAAAUAAAAUCUUUUACUUUAAAGACAGGUACUUGUGGUGGAAGUUUCCUGAGGAGCCAAAGACCACUGUUAGUUUAAUUUCUUCUAUGUGGCCAACCUUACCAUCUGGUAUUCAAGCUGCUUAUGAAAUUGGACCCAGAAGACAAGUUUUUCUUUUUAAAGAUGAUAAGUACUGGUUAAUCAGCAGUUUAAGACCACAGCCAACCAAUCCCAGGCGCAUACAUUCUUUGGGCUUUCCUGGCUUUGUAAAAAAAAUUGAUGCAGCUGUUUUUAACCCACUUCUCUAUAAGACCUACUUCUUUGUAGAUCAUCAGUACUGGAGGUAUGAUGAGAGAAAACGACUCAUGGACCCUGGUUAUCCCAAACUGAUUGUUGCACACUUCCUGGGAAUUGAGCCUAAAAUUGAUGCAGUCUUCUAUUAUAACAGACACUACUAUUUUUACCAAGGAUCUAACCUACUUGAAUAUGACGUUCUAACUAAUCGUGUCACCAAAAUGGAGAAAAGCAACGCCAACUUUGGUUGUUAG
This is a messenger RNA of Molossus molossus (Pallas's mastiff bat), 1404 nucleotides long. It is a transcript of the gene MMP12, whose product is annotated as matrix metallopeptidase 12. Gene Ontology annotation, biological process: collagen catabolic process; extracellular matrix organization; proteolysis. The transcript is spliced from 10 exons. Gene Ontology annotation, molecular function: metalloendopeptidase activity; zinc ion binding. NCBI's taxonomy places the organism in Eukaryota, Metazoa, Chordata, Mammalia, Chiroptera, Molossidae. Gene Ontology annotation, cellular component: extracellular matrix. Bases 1 to 1404 code for a protein of 467 amino acids. The record is from RefSeq and is a predicted model, not a curated record.